AUGACAAGUCGCGGCGUUGGUGCUGCUGCUAUUGAAGCCAAAGCUGUCACAUCCCUUGGCACAGCUCACUCGUUUGUGGUUCUUAACGCUGUGGCACACAAUGGGAUAGGGCAUGUGCUAACUCGCGUGCUGAACAAGAUGGCAGUCAACGCUUCUGAAGUGUACACUGACAGGGAAAAGCACCCGCUACAGUCGCUGUUGGGGCUCGAAAUCCGUCAAAUCGACGAGGUCGUGGACGUCGCCAAAUGCAUCUUUCGAGACGCCGCUAUGUUCGGACAUGUCGACCGGAACUUGCUGCUGUCGCGUGGCGCGGACGGCAGUGUGGUGCGUGCAGUGGAAGAGGCGUGGAAAGAGGUCGGAAGCGUAGUAGCAGAGCGUAUUGCGGCGGCCCGAGAAGGAGAGGGGUCCUCACUGGUGCUACAAAAGACCGGCUGGCGUCUGCACCUGCAAAUGGGAAGCAGCAAGCGUGCGGGCCAUCUACAGCCGACGGCAAUAUUCCAGCUGGAUGUGGUAGACGAGGCCUCCAUUUCGAAGCUGACUGAAAAGCUGGAUGUCGAGCUAUCGCACGAAGAACUGCGCUCGUUGUUCCUGCAGCUCAAUGCUGUUCAAGCAGAGUUGGAUGGGCUGCCAACGCCAUCGGCGUAUCUCGCGCAGUGA
This is a messenger RNA of Hyaloperonospora brassicae, 657 nucleotides long. The record is from the annotation of a GenBank genome assembly. NCBI's taxonomy places the organism in Eukaryota, Oomycota, Peronosporomycetes, Peronosporales, Peronosporaceae.